CAGCAUGAUAGAUAGUGUUGAUUUUUUUCAAAACGCGUGGAGGUAACACAACGAAGGGAAAUCACUGCUUUCAAAAAGAAAAGAUUACCCUUUUCUCUCUCACUUUCCUCACUUGGCAAAGCCCACGCAUCUACGAUUUUUCGUUUGGGUUUGUAUCGUAUAGUAUUUUGCUUGUGUUGAUGGGCGAGUUAGAUGCUUCAUCAGUUGCAGCUUCCUUCUGUCUUGUCUCACUUCCUGUCCCCUCCUCUUGUCUGUUUUCUGAUCUACCCAUUUUCCUCUCCAAUCCCUAAAUCUCCUCCUCCUCAGCCUCUUUGAUCCUCUUUCUCACCCACCGGAUCUGAAAGAUUCUGCCUAUCACUGCAAAAACGCCUUCUGCUUAGCAGAAUCGAGCUUAGUCGAGAAACCCAGAAGCGAAAUUUCGGUUUUUUGCCUUCUGGGUAUUUAGGGUUUUCAGGGGGUUUCUUGUGUUUGGCACGUAGACGAAGAAGAAGAAUGGCGGGUUCGGGCGGGAGUUGGAGAGACGCGUACAAGGGAAUGUCGUCGGAUAAUAUAAAAGGGUUAGUGUUGGCUCUUUCUUCGAGCUUGUUCAUCGGCGCGAGUUUCAUCGUGAAGAAGAAAGGUUUGAAGAAAGCCGGCGCUUCUGGUCUCAGAGCAGGUUCUGGAGGUUAUUCUUACCUGAUGGAGCCUCUCUGGUGGAUAGGCAUGAUAACGAUGAUUUUCGGGGAAAUUGCAAAUUUCGCCGCAUAUGCCUUUGCACCUGCCAUUCUGGUUACGCCUCUCGGUGCACUCAGCAUUAUUAUCAGUGCUGCUCUCGCUCAUAUCAUCCUCCGGGAAAAACUGCACACUUUCGGGAUCCUCGGUUGCGUUUUAUGCGUCGUUGGUUCAAUAACAAUCGUGCUACAUGCUCCUCAAGAACGGGAAAUCGAUUCCGUGAUUGAAGUAUGGAAUCUCGCUACAGAACCAGCUUUUCUUUUCUACGCGGCUUUGGUGGUAGGAGCAGCCAUUGUACUCGUGGUUCAGUUUAUCCCGCAGUACGGGCAGACACACGUCAUGGUCUAUAUCGGGGUUUGUUCUCUCGUGGGAUCAUUGUCGGUGAUGAGUGUCAAGGCGCUCGGGAUAGCGUUGAAGCUGACUUUUUCGGGAACAAAUCAGUUAGUUUACCCUCAGACAUGGGUCUUCACAUUGAUUGUUCUCACAUGUGUGAUAACACAGAUGAAUUAUCUAAACAAGGCUCUCGACACGUUCAAUACGGCGGUUGUUUCGCCCAUAUACUACGUUAUGUUCACUACACUGACGAUCUUGGCCAGCAUCAUCAUGUUUAAGGACUGGGAUCGGCAGACCGGAACUCAGAUCGUAACUGAGAUGUGCGGGUUCGUGACAAUCCUCUCGGGGACGUUUCUUCUUCACAAAACCAAAGACAUGGUUGAUGGGUCUAAUGCAGGUUCAUCGUCGGGAUCUCUGCUUCUACGUCUUCCGAAACACUCGGAAGAAAGCAACGGGUUCGAGCAAGAAGGCAUUCCCCUGAGACGCCAAGGAUCCGCGAAGUCGCCACGUCCGUUGCGCCACCCGAAGCAUACGCCAGAAGAGGAAGGGUUCGACCCCGAAGCCGUCGUCCCUCUCCGCCGCCAAGAGACUUGUCGUUCCUCGUGACGUUGGAUAAAAACGAAAGAGGAUAUAUAUACACCUAGAUGAUUCUUUUUCUUCUCUGGCUGUGUUGGUUUUUGCACUGAAGGGUUUUGUUCUUCAGGUAUGUAAUUGUUCACGAAAUACUGUUAUACACACUGUACCCUUCCCUUCUCUUCUUCACCCUCUGCGUAUACAAAGAAGCUGAGCUCUUCGGCUUUCAGGUU
Tarenaya hassleriana is the source of this 1850-nucleotide messenger RNA. RefSeq names its product probable magnesium transporter NIPA3. The transcript is spliced from 9 exons. The record is from RefSeq and is a predicted model, not a curated record. The coding region runs from base 493 to 1650 and encodes 385 amino acids. Lineage: Eukaryota; Viridiplantae; Streptophyta; Magnoliopsida; Brassicales; Cleomaceae. Gene Ontology annotation, biological process: magnesium ion transport. Gene Ontology annotation, cellular component: membrane. Gene Ontology annotation, molecular function: magnesium ion transmembrane transporter activity.